This is a messenger RNA of Scaptodrosophila lebanonensis, 658 nucleotides long. Its product is annotated as lectin BRA-3-like. Lineage: Eukaryota; Metazoa; Arthropoda; Insecta; Diptera; Drosophilidae. The coding region runs from base 1 to 585 and encodes 194 amino acids. The record is from RefSeq and is a predicted model, not a curated record. The transcript is spliced from 2 exons.
AUGCAACUUCUACGCACGCUUUCUAGUCUGGGGCUGAUUUCCUUUUUCAUCAUCAAUAUUGAUGAGGCCGAAUCAGUUGGCUCUUGUCACUAUUUUAGUGAGUACAAGGUGGAUUGGUUUGAUGCAUUAUUCGCGUGCCAGUUAAUGAAACUUUGCCUGGCUGAUCUGAGAACGAAAACCGCUUUUGAUAUGGUAGAGCAGGAAUUACUACCCGAUGAAGAUAAAAAUGCGGAUUAUUGGAUUGGAUUGAAUGGUUACGAGAAGCAUAAAUAUACCUAUGUUUCAGAUAAUUCAGCAUUGGAAUAUAUGCCACCGAACACAAAAUUAACGCUCAACAAACCCUGUGGUUAUAUAAAAAAAAAUGGAAAAUCCGAAACCGGCUCAUACACGUUGGCAACUGAUAAUUGCGGCAUGAAGAAACAAUUCAUAUGCUCCGACUCCGAAUGGUGCAACGGUAAUCCCACUAACAGUUCGUUUGUUUUGGGUUGGAUAAUAGAGCCACCUUGCUACAUAGAAGAUGACAUUUUGGAUUUGCUUGGUCUCAAAGGGUUGGUACCAAAAUCUAAUAAAAUUCACAAGGGGUAAAAAUGUUAUCAUAAAUAAAGAAAAGUAUUGGCACGUGCUAAUGCCGUGCAAGUGCUAAUGCUCUUGAAUUGUC